Messenger RNA from Salvelinus namaycush (lake trout), 1957 nucleotides. RefSeq names its product sodium-dependent multivitamin transporter-like. Gene Ontology annotation, cellular component: membrane. NCBI's taxonomy places the organism in Eukaryota, Metazoa, Chordata, Actinopteri, Salmoniformes, Salmonidae. The record is from RefSeq and is a predicted model, not a curated record. The coding region runs from base 30 to 1940 and encodes 636 amino acids. Gene Ontology annotation, biological process: sodium ion transport; pantothenate transmembrane transport; biotin transport. Gene Ontology annotation, molecular function: sodium-dependent multivitamin transmembrane transporter activity. The transcript has 14 exons.
UCAUUCCCAGCCCCUCACCCCGCGGCAUCAUGGGGGACGUAGUCCAGAUGCACUUCUCCACGCCGGACUAUGUGAUCUUCGCCCUGCUGCUGGUGGCGUCCACGUGCAUCGGCCUGUUCUACGCCCUGUCCGGCGGGCGCCAGCGCACCACGCAGGAGUUCCUAUUGGCCGACCGUUCUAUGAGCUGCCUGCCCGUGUCGCUCUCGCUGCUCGCCACCUUCCAGUCGGCCGUGGCCAUCCUGGGAGUGCCCUCGGAGAUCUACACCUACGGAACGCAGUACUGGUUCCUGGGAGUCUCCUACUUCCUGGGUCUGCUUGUCCCCGCCCACGUCUUCAUACCUGUCUUCUACAGGCUCCGCCUCACCAGCGCUUAUGAGUAUUUGGAGCUGCGCUUCAAUAAGACGGUUCGCAUCAUGGGCACCGUGACCUUUAUCUUUCAGAUGGUGAUCUAUAUGGGAGUGGUCCUCUAUGCACCAGCACUCGCACUCAAUGCAGUGACUGGAUUUGACCUCUGGGGGGCAGUGCUGGCCAUGGGUCUGGUGUGCACCCUGUACACAACAUUAGGAGGGCUGAAGGCAGUCAUCUGGACAGACGUGUUCCAGACCAUUGUGAUGUUUGCUGGCCAACUCGCGGUCAUCAUAGUGGGGGCCCACCAGGCAGGAGGCAUGGGAGAGGUGUGGAGGAAAGCCAUCAACGGCAGCCGCAUCGCUAGUCUGGACCUGAACCCUGACCCGACGGAGAGGCACACGUUCUGGACGCUGGGGGUGGGCGGGGUGUUCCUCAUGCUGGCGCUGUACGGGGUCAACCAGGCCCAGGUCCAGAGGUACCUCAGCUCCCGCACUGAGAGGGAGGCGGUCAUGUCGUGCUACGUGGUGUUUCCCUGCCAGCAGGUGGUGUUGUGUCUGGGCUGUCUGAUGGGCCUGGUGAUGUUUGCUCGUUACGGUGAGGAUAGCCCACUGGAUAAGGGUUACGUCAAAACCAACGACCAGAUGGUGCUGUACUUUGUGAUGGAUGUGUUCAGGGACCUGCCUGGCCUACCAGGGCUGUUUGUCGCCUGCCUGUUCAGCGGAGCUCUCAGUACCAUCUCAUCAGCGUUUAACUCCCUAGCGACGGUAACCAUGGAGGACCUAAUCAAGCCUUACUGCCCGGACAUGACUGAGGCCAAAGCCACACUGCUCUCAAAAGGCCUGGCGUUUGCCUACGGGCUGGUGUGUCUGGCCAUGGCCUACACCGCGUCUCACAUGGGCUCAGUGCUGCAGGCAGCAUUAAGUAUCUUUGGGAUGGUGGGUGGUCCUCUCCUUGGCGUCUUCUGUCUGGGAAUGUUCUUCCCCUGCGCUAACUCCACUGGUGCGAUAGUAGGGUUGGUGGCAGGCCUGGUUAUGUCGUUCUGGAUUGGCAUUGGUCAUUUCGUGUCCCGUAUGGCGCUGCCCACUACUCUGCCCCACAUCAUCAACGGCACCGCUAUGCCCCUCCCCGGCAACAUGACCACUGCUGUCAUGACCACCCUCAUUACCUCGAUCACCGCCAAACCAAAGCCUACGGGUGUGCAGGCCCUGUACAAUCUAUCCUAUUUGUGGUACAGUGCCCACAACUCUACCACUGUGGUGAUAGUGGGACUGAUAGCCAGCCUGUUGACUGGUCCUAUGAAGGAGAAGGACCUGCUCCCAGGGACGGUGUACCCUGUCCUGGGCAACCUGCUCUUCUUCCUGCCUGAACGCUACAGGGAGAUACUCUGCUGUGUCACCCCACUGCCGCAGAAGCCCAAAGCUAUCAACACGCAUCCUUACCAGAUGGCUCGGAAGGAGAGCAAUGGAGUGUCCCAUCCCAAAGAGAAGGAGAAGACUGAGGAGACGGAGAGAGAGAAGGAUGAGGACGAGGAGACAGCAACCCCUCAGCCUUCCUGCCGACUGGCUCACACGUUGCAGGAGACGGCCUUGUAGACCCCCCCCCCCCCCCC